Caenorhabditis elegans is the source of this 753-nucleotide messenger RNA. It is a transcript of the gene ceh-76, whose product is annotated as Homeobox domain-containing protein. The transcript has 5 exons. Gene Ontology annotation, molecular function: DNA binding. Gene Ontology annotation, cellular component: nucleus. The coding region runs from base 5 to 661 and encodes 218 amino acids. The record is from RefSeq and is marked reviewed. NCBI's taxonomy places the organism in Eukaryota, Metazoa, Nematoda, Chromadorea, Rhabditida, Rhabditidae.
CAAAAUGUCUUCCAGCUAUACAAUUUCUACAAUACCGUAUCUUCAAUUGCCUAACAAUUUCAGUAGGUUUGAUUUACAAAACUCUACAUUCAGUUAUGAUCCCAUAAAAUAUUGUAAACUGGAUUUUGACGUGGAGAAGUCGCUAAGAUCAUUUAAUCAGCUGCCUGUAUUAAGUCCAACUUUUACACAAUGCUAUUUUCAAGUUCUUCCUACGGUUAACGAUAGAAAGAUCAAGAUGGAACAACAUUUGCCUAGAAGGAGAACUACCAGAGAGUUUGAAAUUGAUGUAGACUUUUAUAAAACGAAAUCAUCAGAAUUGUUAAAUCCUCUUGAGCCUUCUCUUCAUUUUCUUGCACCUAAAGAUCAAUAUCCUUAUUCUUCUGAUAGACAAAUUACACUACAAAAACGUAAUACUCAAGCUGCAAUCAAACGAAUUCCUAGUAAAAAAAACAAGUGUCAAGAUGUGAGAAAUAGGAAAUCUGUUCGAUUUUCUGACGCCCAAAUUAAUAAAAUGACAAUGUUUUUCGACACAAACAAAGUACCAAGUGUCAAAUCCUACGAAGAUGUCGCUAAUGCCGUUGGACUGGAUGAAAAUCAAGUGAAACGGUGGUUUUCAAAGAUGAGAAGAAUUGCCAAGUACUCCAAACAAAUAAAUGAAUGAAGAAUAAAAACGCAAAAAGUCUAAUACCAAUUAUAUACAAAAUUGUUGCCACUUGUAAACAAAAAAGUCUACGAUUUUUUGAAUAAAGGAUU